AUGGAAGCACUCUUCUCCCAGUUCUCCUUCCUUGCUAACCAAGCCCUCCACGACAAGAACUUCGAUCCUGCAAGAAUCGAGGAACUUCUGGAUCUCUUCGAGCAAGAAGCCUAUGCGUCCUGGUCAUCCGUCGAGGCCGAGCACCAGAAGGCGGCCCAAGAUGCGAUGAAUUCCUUGAAGGAGGCCGAGGACUACCUCGAUUCCAUUAUGGAGGCCGCCAUGGCCGAAUUCCGGCAGUCCUACGACGCAGCCGAGAAGUCUUCGAAGGAAGAGCUAUCGAGCCUUGUCCAUGCCGCGGACGCUGCACGGAAAAUGGGGCAGUCCCUUGGGGCCGCAACGGCUGGCUCCUCCGAGAAGUACUUGGAGGCGGGCCUUUCCUCGGCCACGGUCACCAUGAAGUCGGCGUGUGCCACCUCGAAGGUCCACCCUUCUUAG
Messenger RNA from Phoenix dactylifera (date palm), 435 nucleotides. RefSeq lists its product as uncharacterized. The record is from RefSeq and is a predicted model, not a curated record. Lineage: Eukaryota; Viridiplantae; Streptophyta; Magnoliopsida; Arecales; Arecaceae.